Molecule: messenger RNA, 6013 nt
Organism: Onychomys torridus (southern grasshopper mouse)
Lineage: Eukaryota; Metazoa; Chordata; Mammalia; Rodentia; Cricetidae
Gene: Mxd1
Product: MAX dimerization protein 1
Exons: 6
Coding region: 1503-2207 (234 amino acids)
Biological process (GO): negative regulation of transcription by RNA polymerase II
Molecular function (GO): protein dimerization activity; RNA polymerase II cis-regulatory region sequence-specific DNA binding; DNA-binding transcription factor activity, RNA polymerase II-specific
Source: RefSeq, a predicted model, not a curated record
AAUUUUAAAAUGUUCCAAAUGGUUCCUUUCUUUAUUCUUACUUAGAAGUUCUGUGCCUUCAUGAAAAACUGCUUUCUGUGUGUGUCAGCAUAGAGCCCUGGAUUCGAUCCUUGUACAUGCCAGGCAACAUUGCCACUGAGCUGCACCCACAGUUUGAAUUGCGUUCUGUGACUUUCUGCAAUUCUGUGUACCUGCCAUGGGUUUUUUUGUUUGUUUGUUUUUGUUUAUUUUUUUGUACAACUGCAAAUCAGAAUUGCCAGGCCAGUUGUGGAUGAGACAGCAAGGGUUCAGGUCUUUCUCCAAGCUAAGGAAGAACAGGAAAAUUACUUGUCUCUGAGCUUCUUUCUUCAUGUGCAAAAUGUAGGUAAGGAUGACAACCCCUUGGGGUUGUCCUGAGGGAUGAAACAGUGUAGGUAGAUUACCUGACAUAUGUGUACAAGGAAAGCUAACAUUGCAUACUGACAUCACUAAUAAGUUUCAUUUUAAAAUCCCCUGCUCAUUUCAAUUUUCAGAGUUCUUAACCUGUAGCUUUAUUCCUGCCUUUUAAAUUGGAGAUGUAGACAUUGCACUUUGGGUCUCGAAUGAUCUCUCAUUUCAAAAAUAGUGAUUGCUCAAGGACCUAUGUUUACAGAGUGAGCUUUCCAGUGGGUGCCGGUGGAGCACACACCCUUUGUGGCCUGGCGAGAGAGGCCUGUUCACGAGUAUUUUCCUCUGGGAUGGAGUGGGCGGUCCAGGUUCAGCCUUACUCUGUAGGCACUGCGCCAUUCGGUGCGAGUGUGGUCUAAGGGAACCGGCCGUUCCCCCCUCCCCUCCUGGGGUGGGAGCUACGUGCCACCACCAUCUGUCCGAGGUCCCCAGCUAGGCCUGAAGUUCUCCCCGGAGACAGUGGGCAACAGGUCGGCGGCCAGGGGGCGGGGCUCCGCCCGUGCCCUCCUGUCUCGUAGCCAAUCAGCUGCCCGAAGGUGGGCUGCCGCUUGGGCAGAGCGGUGACGUCAUCGUAGCUGGGAGGUUUCCGAGGGCUUGGCCAAUGAGGCGCGGGUGCAGCGGCAUUCCCUGUACUGUGCUUGCCCAAUGCCCGCAGAGCCCAAGGGGGCCCGGCUGUCGGCAUGCAGCCAAUGGGAGGCAGCAGGAGCACGAGGCGGAGUUGCGAGUCCUACGGCCAAUAGGGUGUAGAGGGCGGAGUCCGGGCCUUGUCAAGCCCGGCCAACCAGCGGGAGGAGCGGGCUUCUGGGGCGGGCCCGCGGGCACUUACCCAAUUGCGGCGGUCUGGAGGCGGGCUGUGCUGCGGGCGACCCAAUGAGGGGCACCGCCGCCGCGGGCCUGUCAAGGGACGGGACCGGGGGCGGGCGGCGGCGAGUCGGGAUAAACACUCAGCGGCCGCUGCUGGGAUCCGGGAUCCGUGCUGUCCCAGCGCUGCCCCUCCUGGCUGGCCAGCGCGGCGGCUUUUCGGCGUUCCCGGCCGGCGGUCCGCGGGCACGGAGAGGCGGUCCGCCGGGUGCAGGAUGGCGACAGCCGUCGGGAUGAACAUCCAGCUGCUGCUGGAGGCGGCCGACUACCUGGAGCGGAGGGAGAGAGAAGCUGAACAUGGGUAUGCCUCCAUGUUGCCGUACAGUAGCAAGGACAGAGAUGCCUUCAAACGGAGGAACAAGACCAAGAAGAACAGCACCAAUAGCAGGUCCACCCACAAUGAGAUGGAGAAGAACAGGCGUGCUCAUCUCCGCUUGUGCCUAGAGAAGCUGAAGGGCCUGGUGCCGCUCGGCCCUGAGGCAAGCCGACACACCACACUGAGUUUGCUGACGAAAGCCAAAUUGCACAUAAAGAAACUUGAAGAUUGUGACAGGAAAGCCGUCCACCAAAUAGACCAGCUUCAGCGAGAGCAGCGGCGUCUGAAGCGGCGGCUGGAGAAACUGGGUGUCGAGAGGGCUCGGAUGGACAGCGUGGGCUCUGUCGUCUCCUCAGAGCGCUCUGACUCAGACCGAGAAGAGCUGGACGUGGAUGUGGACGUGGACGUGGACGUGGACGUGGACGUGGACGUGGAUGUGGAGAGCACAGACUACCUCACUAGGGACCUGGGCUGGAGCAGCAGCGUGAGUGACUCGGACGAGCGAGGCAGCAUGCAGAGCCUGGGCAGUGACGAGGGCUAUUCCAGCUCCAGCGUCAAGAGAGCCAAGCUCCAGGAUGGGCACAAGGCGGGUCUUGGGCUAUAGGAGAGGGCCUGCAGGUCAUCUCCACCACACCUGAUUAGGUAGUACCAAACCUGCCCAGAUGCCCUUGCACGCAAACCUCAUGCACCACCUUGACCAAAAUCAGCUGUCCGUUUUGCAGAAAGCACGUAGGGUUGCGGUUCUGAGUGCGUUCAGUCGGUAGCUUCUCUGUCCAUCCACGUCAGUGCUGAGAGACUGUACAUUCCAGUCCAUUUGAAGAGCCCAAGAAUCCUGAGCCCUAAGCAAGUUUCACCUCUGAGCAGCCCCUGUGCACUGUCCUGCAGCCGGCCAGGCCCUUCUUAGUUUUCUGGCUCAUGAUGGUACUCGCCCAGGAGAGAAGUUCAAGCUUUGUCUGGCACAUAGGAAACCGAAGCAGACAAACUUCUCAAAGGGAACUCAGUCUCAGAAAUCCCAAAGGAAGCUUUGAAAGCAAAACUGAAGAGCACUGAGAAGCCAGGAAUACCUCCAGAUAGCCCUGCUGCGGCCCAGCCGCCGUGCCUCAGUGUCCCCGCUUAAGAGCGGGCACUCGGCAGCUCAGGAGAACAGUGUGCCCCCUGCGUGCUGUUCUGGGGGCCUGGCUGUGUGCUGUGUCUCAAGGUACCCCCACGCCCCAAGUUUGUUGAUGCUACUUGUCUCUGGAACAUUGUCCUACCUCAGAGAUAGAUGAGAUCUCCAUUGUCCACACAACAAAAGUGAUGAUGCUUCUUUACCCCUGGCCCACUCCAACCUGUUUCCUGUUGGACUCCCAGCAAUAACUGAGUUUGGCACUGGCUGAGCCAGGAGCCACUGUCUCUGAGAGAAAGAAGCCACGUUUCUUUUCUGUGGCAAGUAACCAGGAGGGUCCCCAUGUCACCAACACCUCCCACUGAGUUAUUUUUGAGCACAUCUGGAAGCUUCCUUCUGGAGACUUCUGGGUGAUGGCUUAAAAGGAUGGUUUUUUCCCCCUUGUGGCAUUUUUAUUUAAGCUAAACCAGAGCACAUGUGUAUGUACAUAAGACACACAAAACCUAUAAAUACUAUUUAUUCAUUUUAUAUAAACUAAUGUAAUGGAAUAUAAAUUCUUAUGACUGCUUUUAUAGAUGUUCUAGAAACUUUGUAUGUAACUGUCUACAAAUUAGUUCAUUCCCCUGAAUAUUUUUGCAUUUGUAUUUUGAGGUCUAGAUGUUUUCAGCCUUUGGUGAAUCUUUUUCAUUGAGUCUGAACCAUUUGUAAAAUCUGUGCCCUGCUCGGAGCCAAGUCUGUGUCACGGAGUAAUGGAACAUUCCUGAGACCCACAGGUGCCACCUAAAGGCUCCAUGGCUCACUUGGCAGCAGCCAGCCGCACAGUCACACACCUCUCCUCAGAGCCAGACAGACCCUGGCAGAGAGAGCAGUCCUGACCACACAAGGUCACUCUGUGGUCUGUGGAAGGUGUGGGUUCCUCAAUGAUCCUGAAGCCCUGUUUUUGUGCCCCCACCCCCCUUUGGAGUGUUUCCCAAAUACCAGCUGAAAAUUAGCACAGAAACACAGCUUGGAUCAUUUGCAUUUAUAAAGUCCCUUCCAGAGUCUAAGUGAGUGAUGGUGUUCAAGGAGCCGGCCAGGUCUGCCCUUUGUCUAGAAGACACAGCUGUGCCUUGAGGUCCUCUUCAGUCCCCAUGUGCUAGACCGACCCUGAGGGCAUUGUGUCUGCUCACUGCAUCCAAGCGUUAGAAAGCCAAGACUGAGGGAGAAGCUUGCGGGCUGCACAGGGCGGGGAGGGGACAAAACCUGUGCACACGCUCAUUUCACUCAGAAGAUCUGAGAAAUGCCAUUAUUUUCUGGUUUCGUUAUUUUGCCUUUGAGUUAAACUGCUUUUCCCCCUUUUUUCUCUUCUUUUUUUUCUGGUUGAAAUAUGAAGUGUACUGUAACGUAAAGCAGUAUCAGUUGACCUUUGCCCUGUUCACUGGUCCUUGCAUCUAUGUGUGGUAGAUCUCUGGUUUUGAAGCACUUGUGACAGGCUAACUGCCCAGGUCAGGCUUUGGAGGUAGACUGAGUGUGGUAGGCAGGCUUUUCUCUGACCAAAACUGUAGAUUUGGGGGCACGGCAGGCUUAGAGCCCAGGGCAGCUAAUUCCCACCCCUCCGCUCAUCACCAGCACGACUGCCGAGAGCUAACUUGAGAGUGGCUUUUGUUUUCUUAAGCAAAAUGAGGGGGCAAAGGUGUGAACCCCAGCCGCUAAGACUUUGACAAUAUACAUAAACAGAAAUGUGUCAGUGAGGGCACGUGCAUAUUUUUAUGUGCAAGUUCCUUUUGAAACUAAGACCUAAGCCUCACUCACUGUCAUGAUGCAGGUGGGAAAUCAGGGGCUCGCCCGUCGACUUCAUUCCUCAAGGAAACUUUUGCCCCGUCCUGGAAAACACAGGACUGGCUUUGGGUGCACGCCCAGCACCCAGCACGUUUGAUUUGGGUUUUCUUUCACUGACCAGGUAUCUUGAAUUCAGUAGCAGCUGCCUGAUGCCUCUGCCCUCGGAGACCUGCCGCUUCCUUAGCAAGGUCACCAGGGUCUCAACAGGACCUAGAUUCUCCUUCUUGACCCAAGGCUGGGAUGGGUGAGUUGGGUAGGGCCCAACCCUGCAGUGGCGGCUGGAAUAGUUUUAUUGUUUGGUUUCAAAGUAGUGGUUGUUGUUUUUUUUUUUUUUAAUCUACCCCCUGCUGUGUUCAGAAGAAGCCAAGGUUUCCCUGAGUUUCCUGUGGCCUUUCUCCCCAUCUUUGAUGUAGCCAAGGGCAUUUGGGGUCUAAGAACACAGGAGAUAGCAUAUGAUACUCAAAACCUUCUAGCAAUAUCUUGGGGACUUGACGAUGAGUUUUGUGGACUUUUCCCCUCUUGCCUUCUUCCCUGUCCCUUCAAGAGAGAACUUAUUUUUUGAAGAGCGUAUAUAGACACAUUAAGGUUUUAUACCAUGCUAUAUUGGCAGGAAUACCACUUGUAUUGUACUUUGUAAUUGAUCACCGAAAUCGUGUUUUAAGGUUUCCUUCCCGGGGUGGCUACAUUGUUUUGUCUUCCUACUUUACCAUCCCUGUGUGUUUUCUAUUAUUUCUGUUUCUUUGGUAUUGCAAUCGCUGCUACUCCUGGCUUAGUGCUUUCUGGGAGAAGACAGCUCCGCACUUCUGUUGUGCGCUGGCUUCUCUCGUUCUGUGUGCUCAGAGCACUAUCGUCUGCAGCAUGUUCUGUUCGCAAAGAUCCUGGGUUGAGGUGGUGUGAAAUGUGAUUCAUCAAUACUUCUAAUACUUUUCUUUUACUGUGGUCUUCUAAAAGAAGACAUAACUGAUUGGCACCAUUGCAUUCAGAUCGUGGAUGGCCAAGGAAAUCAAGUGUGUAUGGUAUCUCAAAAUCACACGUGAGGAUUCGGAAGGCGUUCUGUCCUCAGAUGUAUCUGAAUUUCUUACUCUGAGUUCUUACUCUGCCUGGGAGGGCAGUGGGUUAGGUGGGCAUUCUUCACUUUAGCUUUGACCUACAAGCAGGCUUGCCCAGACCACUGUCCCUAGAAUUGGUGCUCCUGGUGUGUUGCUGAGUGGCUAGUUUGGGGAAACCAUCUUUCUAAAGGUGAACAGCCUCCACAGGAGAGCCGCAGAUGAAGGAUGGGAAAUGUGUUUCCAGAUGUUUCUUUAUGUAAAUAUGGUGCCAAUGUAAACCUGUGUUGAGACUGUGGAGAAUGGUGCUUUUUUGGGGGGUGGGGGGCUGCAGUUAGCACUUGUGUUUUUUAGAAACCAUCAUGAUUUAGAGACUCCUUGCUGUGUGUAAACUUAAUGUGUCCAUCCAUUAACAAAUAAAUUAUUUCAUUAUUAAAGAAA